AUGAUGCAUCAUCAUUCAGAUUCAAAUAAGAAAUUAUUUAUACAAGAAAAUAAUGGUUCAUUAAUAGAGAAUGAUGAUAAUAAACGAAAAAAAAGACGAAAUCGUACAACAUUUACAUCAUAUCAACUUGAAGAAAUGGAACGUAUUUUUCAAAAAACUCAUUAUCCAGAUGUUUAUGUACGAGAACAAUUAGCUGUACGUUGUGAUUUAACAGAAGCACGAGUACAGGUUUGGUUUCAAAAUCGACGUGCUAAAUGGCGUAAACGUGAACGAUAUGUUAAUGCACCUCAAAUACAUCCAUUAGCUAUGGCAACAACAAAUCCUUAUGAUAUAUCAUUACUUUCAGUUGCUAGUAGUCAAUAUCCUUCAUUGACAACGGCUAGUAGUUGGUGUUCAUCAUCGGCAAGUUCAUUGAGUCAUCUUUCUUUUCGAGAUCAUCAUCAUCAUCAUCAUCAUCAUUCAUCAACAAAUUCAUCACCAUCAUCUAUAAUGAUGUCAAAUGCAUUACCAAAUUUUCUCAAUAUACCUUAUGCAUUUCCAUCAUUAUCACAAACAUCUACUUCAACAAAUAAUUUUAAUCCAUGUUCAUAUACUGGAUAUAAUAUCAAUUCAGAUCAUCGAACUACUUCGAUUGCAACAUUACGUCUUAAAGCUCGUGAACAUAGUGUAGCAUUUGGUAAUAUGUAA
Rotaria sordida is the source of this 687-nucleotide messenger RNA. The record is from the annotation of a GenBank genome assembly. Lineage: Eukaryota; Metazoa; Rotifera; Eurotatoria; Philodinida; Philodinidae.